AUGGACACCGAAAAGGCUGCAGAAACUGCCCGCAGCAGGGAGGACGAUGAUGUCUUGAACAACUUGGCACGGAAAGAAGAAGGCGGUGUCGACCUAGAGGCCACGAGCAUAAGAUCCGAUCGGAGCCAGCACUACGAGGAUGAUCUCGAAGAUCAGAACGGCAUGGAGCCUCAGCGCUCCAACACGACGGGAGCAUCUACGUGGGCUUCUGAGCAGAUGUCUCUUCCCCAGGAGAUCCUGUUCGUGGUAACAGUCUGCUUGACCCAAUUCUGCAACCAGGCCUCAUUUUGCGCAAUGCUAUUCCUUCUCGGUACUGUGGGCGACAGCUUGGGAGUCACCAACCCGUCCCUUCUCAGCUGGCUCGUCGCGGGAUUCAGCCUGACCGCAGGCACGUUCCUGAUCUUCUCAGGACGGCUGGGCGACGCUUUUGGCUACAAAUUGAUGCUGAUGAUCGGCUUUUCGUGGUUCUCGCUAUGGUCGGUACUUGCCGGAGUUGCCGUGUACUCCGGAUACACGCUCUUCGUCUUCGCUCGGGUCUUCCAGGGUAUCGGGUCCGCCAUUUGCAUCCCGAACGCCCUGGCCAUCCUUGGCGCGGCAUAUCCUCCUGGCCAUCGCAAGGCCAUGGUCUUCGCCUUGUUUGGGGCAAGUGCGCCAGUCGGUGCAUUGACGGGUGGGAUUGUGGGAACUUCGCUCAACUUGCUUUGGUGGCCCUGGAACUUUCAUGCGCUGGCCAUCGUCCUCGCCUUGCUAACCGUCCUCACUCACUUCGUUGUGCCAUCACCACGCCCGCCCAGAUUGUCGGGGAAGGUCUCCUUACGUGAUUUGAACAACGAGCUGGAUCUGGUUGGGGCAGUCACCGGAAUUUCAGCCCUGGUUCUGUUCAACUUUGCAUGGAAUCAGGCACCAAUAGUUGGCUGGAACUCGGCACAAGUGAUUGCCACUCUUGUUGCCGGCGUGGUGGUAUUCUUUACAUUCAUGUGGGCUGAGUACCGCUAUGCCGUAAAUCCUCUCCUACCUCUCGACGCAUUCAAUGCAGACGUCGGAUUCGUCCUCGGCGCACUCGCCUGUGGCUGGGCCAUGUUUGGCUCUUGGUCUCUCUAUGUAGUGUUGGUCUUCGAGAACAUACGGGGUCUGGCUCCAUUGCCGGCCGCAACCUGGAUGAUUCCUAUUCUCGUCACUGGCCUGCUUGCGUCUGUGAUCACAGGCUACCUGCUGGGACCAGCCAAUUUUACACCCCCUGUGGUGAUGACUAUUGCCCUGACGUUUUUCACGACUGGUGUUGUCAUCUUCGCAACGGCACCCGUGGAUCAGAUCUAUUGGGGACAGACAUUCGUGUCAAUUGUUAUCAUACCCUUUGGUAUGGAUAUGAGCUUCCCGGCGGCAACCCUGAUUCUCUCCGAUGCGGUCAAGAAAGAGCACCAAGGAAUCGCAGCAAGUCUGGUAGCAACAGUCGUCAACUAUAGUAUAUCUCUAGGCGUUGGGUUUGCGGGAACAGUGGAGGUUCAUAUUAACAAUGGAGGGAAGACAAAGGCGGACCUCCUGAAGGGCUACAAGGGCGCAUUAUAUCUAGGAAUUGGGCUUGCCGGGCUUGGGCUGGUCAUAUGCCUAGUCUUCCUGGGCAGAGACAAGUUGAGGAGUUCUCGCAAGGCCAAGGCAGAGAAAGGAACGCCUUCCAUCUCGCCUGGGCCUGAUGCGCAAGCUUUUGCUUGA
Molecule: messenger RNA, 1710 nt
Organism: Diaporthe amygdali
Lineage: Eukaryota; Fungi; Ascomycota; Sordariomycetes; Diaporthales; Diaporthaceae
Exons: 4
Coding region: 1-1710 (569 amino acids)
Biological process (GO): transmembrane transport
Cellular component (GO): membrane
Molecular function (GO): transmembrane transporter activity
Source: RefSeq, a predicted model, not a curated record